Molecule: messenger RNA, 780 nt
Organism: Gossypium arboreum
Lineage: Eukaryota; Viridiplantae; Streptophyta; Magnoliopsida; Malvales; Malvaceae
Exons: 2
Coding region: 1-780 (259 amino acids)
Source: RefSeq, a predicted model, not a curated record
AUGUUGCGAAUCCUGGAGAGGGUUGUUGAGGCUAAUGCUGGAUUUGGAGGUCGUGGGUCAGUUACGGAACGACUCCGGUUGAAUGGGGCUAAGAUAUUUAGGGGCAUUACUAGAGUUGCUACGAGUGUGGCCGAGUAUUGGAUGGAGGCCACAGAGCGCAUAAUGGAUGAUUUGGAUUUUACUGAUGAGCAGAAGCUCAAUGGAGCUAUGUCUCUGCUUCGCGAUGAGAGCAAGUAUGUGGAGGCUAGUUAUAUCAAUACUAGGAGGCGUGAGUUCCCGAAUCUUACUCAGGGAGAUCAUUCGGUGGUCGAGUAUGAGGCCGACUUUCUGAGGCUGAGCCAUUAUGUACGAGACACGGUGGUGACUGAGUAUGAGCGCUGUGUUCGUUUUGAGAACAGCCUUAAGGAUAAUUUGAGGGUCCUAAUAGCUCCGCAGAGGGAGCGUGAGUUUGCCGUGUUGGUCGAGAAGGCCAAGAUUACGGAGGAGGUCAAGCUCGCUGAGAGCCAAAACCGUGAGAAAAGAAAGGUUAAGAGGGAUUCUGGGUCUUCUGGUACUGGGAUGAGGCCUAGUAAAAAGGCCAGAUCUGAUGGGCCCGUGAGAGUUGGGCCUAUUGUUGCACCUGCUGUGGUGGCGAUUUGUCAGCUUUGCAAUAGACGCCAUCCAGGCGAGUGUUGGAGGUCUACUGGAGCUUGUUUAAGGUAUGGGUCGACUGAGCAUCAAGUUAAAGAUUGUCUACUGAGGUGUAACCAGAUGCAAGCUCCGGCUACUGAGACUGCAUAG